CAAUAAUACAGCUGUGUGGGUUGUUCUCUGUACGCAUAGAUGCCAAUUCGCAGUCGACUCAGCAUUUGCUUAGCAGCUAAUUUAUAAAAUGUCUUCGGAAAAUAAAGCGUUACAUACCGUUGCUUCUAGCAUUACUAAAUUUUCAACGGAAUUUUACAAGGCGUUAGCGGAAAAUGAAAAAUCAAACUUUAUCUGUUCGCCGAUCAGUGUAUCGAUGGUAUUAUCUAUGGUUACUUAUGGAGCUCGUGGAAAUACUGAGAAAGAACUGCGUAGUGUAUUGGGAUUAUCUGAAGACGAUCAACUCAACAAAGAUGGUUUUCAAUCACUCAUCGAUAGUUUGAAUGCCGUUGAAACAGUUGUGCUCAAUUUGGCCAAUAAAAUUUACUUUAACACGAAAUUCAACGUGAAACCUGAAUUCAAAAAAUUAACAGAAACGACAUUUCGAUCUGUAUCAGAGAUAAUUGAUUUUGGAAAUACUUCAGAAGCCAGCAAAACUAUUAACAGUUGGUGUGAAGAAAAAACUAACAAUUGUAUCAAAAAUGUUGUACAGCCAGGUGAUUUAAUCGAUUCCCAAAUGGUUCUCGUAAACGCUGUGUACUUCAAAGGAGAAUGGAAAUGGCAAUUUGAUCCUAAACGCACGAAACCAGAGCCGUUUCAUAUCGAUAAAAAUACUACUAAGGAUGUACCAAUGAUGUACAAAAAAGCUAGAUAUAACAACAACGAAUUGGCUGAUCUUGACGCUAAAUUUAUCGAACUUCGUUACAAAAGAGACGAUGAAAAGAUACCUGUCACGAUGUUUAUUAUUUUGCCAAAUGAAAUUGACGGAGUAAAUACACUAGAGACAAAAUUAGAGACGAUUAAUUUCAAGGAUUUGCAUGAAAAUUCAAAUAUUAAAGAGUGUGAAUUGUGGCUUCCUAAAUUUAAAGCCGAGAGUACACUCGAUCUAGAAAAAACUUUAUCAAAAGUCGGCCUGAAAGGAAUUUUCGAAUCAUCAGCAGAAUUCAGCGGUAUUGACGAAUCAGGACAAUUGAGUGUCAGCAAAGUAAUACAAAAAACUUUUCUAGAAGUCAAUGAAGUAGGAAGUGAAGCUGCAUCAGCAUCUGUAAUGAUGAUAAGAAAAAAAUGUUGUUUGGCUGACCCAAUAUCCUUCAAUGUAAACAGACCAUUUCUGUGUGUAAUAGUCGCCACAGAAACUGGAACACUACUCUUUAAUGGGCGUAUUAUCGAUCCAACUGUCCAUGCCGUUGAAACAGUUGUGCUCAAUUUGGCCAAUAAAAUUUACUUUAACACGAAAUUCAACGUGAAACCUGAAUUCAAAAAAUUAACAGAAACGUCAUUUCGAUCUGUAUCAGAGAUAAUUGAUUUUGGAAAUACUUCAGAAGCCAGCAAAACUAUUAACAGUUGGUGUGAAGAAAAAACUAACAAUUGUAUCAAAAAUGUUGUACAGCCAGGUGAUUUGAUCGAUUCCCAAAUGGUUCUCGUAAACGCUGUGUACUUCAAAGGCGAGUGGAAAUGGCAAUUUGAUCCUAAGCGCACGAAACCAGAGCCGUUUCACAUCGAUAAAAAUACUACUAAAGAUGUACCGAUGAUGAUCAAAACUACCAGAUAUAACACCAACGAAUUGGCUGAUCUUGACGCUAAAUUUAUCGAACUUCGCUACAAAAGCAAUGAGCCAAACCACCACCCUAUUACCAUGUUUAUUAUUUUGCCAGAUGAAAUCAACAAUAUAAAUACCCUAGAGAGUAAAGUGCAUACUAUUAAUUUCAAGGAUUUACAUGAUAAUUCAAUUUAUAAAGACUGCACCUUGCGGCUCCCUAAAUUUAAAGUCGAGAGUACGUUUGAUCUAGAGAAAACUUUAUCCAAAGUCGGCCUGAAAGGAAUUUUCGAACCAUCAGCAGACUUUAGCGGAAUUGACGAAUCAGGACAAUUGAGUGUCAGUAAAGUAAUACAAAAAACUUUUCUAGAAGUCGAUGAAGUAGGAAGUGAAGCAGCAUCAGCAUCCGCAAUGUCAAUAAUGAAGCGAAUGGGUUCCUGUCGACCCCCAAUAUCAUUUACUGUAGACAGACCAUUUCUGUGUGUGAUCGUCGCCACAGAAACUGGAGCACCGCUUUUUAACGGACGUAUCAUCGAUCCAACUAAUACAGUUCACGUUCAGCGCUCAUUCGCGACACAAAUCCUUCGCACAAUGUCUACACCUGUGAAUCAGGCUUUACAUACCGUAGCUACAGGUAUCAGUAAAUUUUCGACUGAAUUUUACAAGUCUUUGGCGGAAGAUGAAACGUCAAAUUUUAUCUGUUCGCCACUCAGUGUAUCAAUGGUAUUAUCUAUGGUUACUUAUGGGGCACGCGGACAGACUGAGAAAGAACUGCGUAGUGCAUUGAGAUUGUCUGAAGAUGAUCAAAUCAAUAAAAAUGGGUUCCAAUCACUUAUUGAUGCUUUGAAUGCAGUUAAAAAAGUUGAGCUUCGUUUAGCCAAUAAGAUUUACUUCAACGUAGGGCUUGACGUUAAAUCUGAAUUUAAAAUUUUAACAGAAACUACAUUUCGAUCUGUAUCAGAGACAAUUGAUUUCGGAAAAACUGUAGAGGCCAGCAAGACCAUCAAUAGUUGGUGUGAAGAAAAAACUAACAAUCGUAUAAAGGAUGUCAUACAACCAGAUGAUUUGUCAGACGCAGAGAUGGUUUUGGUGAAUGCUGUUUAUUUCAAAGGGCAUUGGAAACAACAAUUCGAUCCUGAUUCAACUGAACUUAGACCAUUCCAUAUUGACGAGAAUACUACGAAAGAUGUACCAAUGAUGUUCAACAGAGCUACUUAUAAUUUCAAUGAACUUCCAGCGCUUGAUGCCACUUUUAUUGAACUUCCUUACGAAAGUAAUAAUUCGAGCGAUUCCAUGAGCAUGUUUAUUAUUUUACCGAAUCAAAUAAACGGUUUGAAGAAAAUUGAAAGUAAUUUAGAUGGAAUUAACUUCAAAGAUCUCCACAACAGUCGCGGAUCUAUGGAGGUUGAAUUACAGCUUCCGAAAUUCAAAGUUGAGAGUAAAUUCGGGCUUGAAAAUACUCUUUCUAAAAUGGGAGUAAAAGAAAUUUUUGGAAAUUCUGCCGAUUUCCGAGGUAUUUCCGAAACUGCACAACUGAAAGUUAGCAAAGUAAUUCAAAAAGCUUUCAUCGAAGUGAACGAAGAAGGAAGUGAAGCUGCAGCCGUAACCGGUAUGAUAGCAGUAGCCUACUGUUUGGUAGAGACACCAUCGAUUAUAGUGAACAGACCUUUUUUCUGUGCAAUAGUGGCAACUGAUACGGGAAUGCAACUUUUUAAAGCACGCAUUAAUGAUCCGACAUUAAUUUAAAUUUUAUUCUGCUAAGUUGUAAUUAAAAGUAUUAACAGCGAGCUAAUAUAAAAAUAUAUAUAAAAAAAGCUAAUUAAAAUAUGUAAUAAAUACAGUGUAUGCACGUUAGAUUAUAUUACAGUUAUGUCUUUCUUACGAUAUAAUACGUUCCACCUACUCGAAUCUACUUGACUUCCAAUACACUUAUAUAGAUAUAUACACUCGCUGAGCUUGUAACUGAUACCGCGGUUUUAUUACUAUUUAAUUAAUUUUUUUAUUGAACAAUUGCAUGGAAAAUUACGUUUAUUUAACGGAGCUCAGAGACGCUCUGUAGAUCAUCUUGGUCUAACAAACGCGACUAUAUUAUUACUGAUAUUAAUGUACAUUCUUUGCCAGAAAAACAACUAGUAAUUAAACUAAUUUAUAAUAUUAUUUAUUAUUUUUAAUUUUAUUUUUUUUCCUACGCAACCGCCAGUGCGACCGGUUCGCUAACGAAUAUCUUUAUGGAUUUAAAUUUCUUCAUAAAUGUUGGUUUCAUUUUUUUUUUCUAAUUAAUUAAUUUUUUUUUUUUU
Molecule: messenger RNA, 3891 nt
Organism: Microplitis mediator
Lineage: Eukaryota; Metazoa; Arthropoda; Insecta; Hymenoptera; Braconidae
Exons: 19
Coding region: 89-3340 (1083 amino acids)
Molecular function (GO): serine-type endopeptidase inhibitor activity
Source: RefSeq, a predicted model, not a curated record